GCGGUUUUCGAAAGCAUCAAAAGAACUGAAUCCACCGUCAGUCACGGAAGAGGCACAUUUUCCUAACCCAAGUGAUAAUGAAGAAUACCUCUUGACAGCUAUUUACCUGAAUCCAGAGUAUAGGCAUAUUUUCCUAACCCAAGAUACUCGUCCAUAUUGGCAGGAAAUUAUAAAAGAACGCAAGAAGGCAGGAACUAUUCGAUCAAAAACAAUUGAUGCAUACCAAGCUGUGAGAGAGAAUGUUGGUAAUGAGAUCGUGGACGAAUGCAAACAAUCUUUGAAAAGACUUGAGAAGGAUAAGCAAGAACAAAGUAGAUCUAGAAGCGGUGCAGAAUAUCAUACCGAUUCAAAGAAUAAUGUUGAAUUGCAGGAUCCAAUCUCUGUAUCUGAAGAUGAUGAUUUGGACAUAUUUGAUCAGGAGGCGAUUGAUCAACAAGGAGAGGUGAAGGAGGUGACCAAUGAUAAAGUGAAGGAAAACAAAAAUGGACCAUUUAAACUGAGUGAGACAAAUCGUAAAGAGAUUGAGAAAGUAUAUAAAUUAAUGGAUAAGCAAUUCAUGUGGAAACUUUCAUCCGAACGGAUUGUCGAAGAAGAGUUAUAUAAGCUGGGGAAAGAUUUGGAGUUUGAGCAUGCCGUCUAUUCGUUUAUCCUAGAUGUUGACGAUAUAUUAAUUGCAGAACAUUUCACUGAAGCGGAACUUUAUGAGAUAGAGAACACGCCUAUCCCAGAAGUAUCUGAGCUCUCAGAUGAAAUUAUCAAUUUAAUAAAUAAAUUCACUUGCAAGCAAAUAAUAAAGGAAGUAAGUUUUAGCAGUAAUUAUGACCGUGAGAAACACCACGAUAUGGACUAUAUAUGCCUUGCAUUAUAUGCGUUAGUGAGGGAAAUUGAAAGUGGAAAAAUCACAGACACUAACCUUGAAAACUGGUUCAACUGCUAUAUUUGGAGUGUGAUCUUUGAUCAAGCUUUCGGGGAUAUGAAGACAAUAGCUGUUGUCAGGGCCGUUAGUAAUGGCAACAAGGAUAAAUUUGGAGCUGGGGAGGCAGGUAAAUGUUGGCUAGACGAAUAUGAAACGAAGUAUCUUAGGGAAGGAGGAUUAAAACUUCCUAAGACACUUAAAGAUAUGUUAUUAAGUUUAAUGGAAAGAAUAAGCCUUAUGUUGACAGUGGUAUAUGCUGAUAACCCUAAAGGCUACGUCUGCAGAUAUCGACGAUGUGAUACGUUGCAAGUGCCAGACACAGUAGAAAAAUUCGAUUCCAUUUUAAUGAUCCUGGCAUCUGUUCUGAAUGCUAAGUCUGUAGUUCAAGAGACGGUAAAGAUGGUUCAAACAGCAGGACAGACUACAAAAGCCUUUAAGAGUGCCGGACUCUGA
Messenger RNA from Funneliformis mosseae, 1369 nucleotides. Lineage: Eukaryota; Fungi; Glomeromycota; Glomeromycetes; Glomerales; Glomeraceae. The record is from the annotation of a GenBank genome assembly.